AUGGAUUUGCUUCCAUGCACUUCAAGGAUGUGGCUCUUCAUAAUGGGGGCAGGAUUGGUCCAAGCCCUUGUUACUUCAGGAAUAUUUAUGAAAAGAAGAACUGUACACCCAGAAGCUACUAUGGAUGUUGGUGAAAUGAUUUCUUUCAGAGGAUAUCCCAGUGAGACAUAUGAAGUGGUGACAGAUGAUGGGUGUAUCCUGAGUAUUAACAGAAUUCCUCAUGGGAAAAGAAAUAACCGGGAAUCCGGUCCCAGGCCUGCAGUGUUCUUGCAGCAUGGCUUGUUUGGUUCUAGCAGUAACUGGGUGUUUAAUAUGGACUACAACAGCCUGGGCUUUAUAUUGGCUGAUGCUGGAUAUGAUGUUUGGCUUGGAAACACCAGAGGUAACACUUGGUCCAACAAACACAUCAACUAUACUGAGAAGCAUCAAGAAUUCUGGCUAUUCAGUUUUGAUGAAAUGGCUAAAUACGACCUUCCAGCUUCAAUAAACUUUGUCCUGAACAAAACUGGUCAGGAAAAAAUAUUUUAUGUUGGUCAUUCCGAGGGCACCACAAUGGCAUUCAUUGCAUUUUCAACCAUGCCACACCUAGCCAAGAAGAUCAAGAUGUUCUUUGCAUUGGCACCAGUAGUCACUGUAAAGUACUUGACCAACACGGCUUUGACCAAACUUGCAAUGGUUCCUGAACCUAAGCUCAAAAAAAUGUUUGGAACUAAGCAGUUUUUAGCUCAAGACAGAACAAUGAAAUGGUGUGCUACUUACUUGUGUAACCGUUUCCCAAUGGAUUAUCUUUGUGGCAGUGUUGUCUUCAUCGGAACUGGCUUUAAUGUGCUAAACAUCAAUGCGAGUCGAAUCGAUGUUUAUUUAUCACACUGUCCAGCUGGGACAUCUAUCCAGAACAUGCUUCACUGGGUUCAGAUUGUGAAGGCUGGGAAGUUCAAAGGCUUUGACUGGGGAAGCAAGGAAGCAAACAUGGCUCACCACAACCAGUCAACACCGCCUUUCUACAACGUACAACAGAUGACUCUUCCAACAGCUGUCUGGAGUGGUGGUAACGACUGGAUUGCAGACUCAAAGGACAUGGCCCUCUUGCUGCCUCAGAUCCCAAACUUAGUUUACCACAAGGAUAUUCCUGAAUGGCAACAUCUGGAUUUUGUCAUAGGCUAUGAUGCCCCACAGCGCAUGUACAUAGAGAUAAUGGAUUUAAUGCAGACUUACAAGUGAAUGUGAAAUAUUCCUUCAGAACCCAUUACUGUCAAUGUGUGUUGAU
Molecule: messenger RNA, 1267 nt
Organism: Podarcis raffonei (Aeolian wall lizard)
Lineage: Eukaryota; Metazoa; Chordata; Lepidosauria; Squamata; Lacertidae
Product: putative lysosomal acid lipase/cholesteryl ester hydrolase
Exons: 9
Coding region: 1-1221 (406 amino acids)
Molecular function (GO): hydrolase activity, acting on ester bonds
Source: RefSeq, a predicted model, not a curated record